AUGUCUCAACACCGCACUAAAAAAGCUGCAGAAACCAAAGACAAAGUGGCUUUCUUCGCGGCCAGAACGCCGCAACACAAGCACACCGAUACUCACACCCAAGAUGGCGUCGAGUCUGAUCCUGAUGCCGACCACAUGGGCGCACAAGAUUACAGAACGGACACCCUGCUAACUACUCAUCUACUGCAGAAAAUGCUUGAUGCAGCAGUCUCCAAAAUGCAAGUAACAAUCACAUCUGCACUUGCUGACAUAAAGACAGAUAUUACUGUCAUAGAA
Molecule: messenger RNA, 276 nt
Organism: Pelobates cultripes (western spadefoot toad)
Lineage: Eukaryota; Metazoa; Chordata; Amphibia; Anura; Pelobatidae
Source: the annotation of a GenBank genome assembly